Messenger RNA from Funneliformis mosseae, 558 nucleotides. The record is from the annotation of a GenBank genome assembly. NCBI's taxonomy places the organism in Eukaryota, Fungi, Glomeromycota, Glomeromycetes, Glomerales, Glomeraceae.
AUGUCUACUACCAUUGCAAUUAAUUCAAUUAAUAUUCAUUAUAGUCCCGGAGACCAUAAUACAAAUAUAAUUAAUACGGUUAGAAGUGAACCUCCAGCUUAUCCUGAAGAUGAUAACGAUAACGGAAUUAAUACUACUACAUCAACUUUAGAAGACGUUUCAAUUCCAACAUCCGUAUACCUUUCUCCAAAUUCUUCUUCACAUCAAGAAUUACCAACAAAUCAAUCAUCAGAAUCUCUCCCAUCUUAUGAUAAUGUAAAGAUUGAUGUGCCACCUUCUUAUCCAGCCGAAAAUACAACAAAUUUAAAAUUAGCUUCUUUUGACUCUCCUUAUGAUUUGGUUCCAAUUGAACCUCAAAAUCCCUGGUCCAUCACCAAAAAACUUUAUUUUUUUGGUUAUCUAUUAUGGCCUUUAUGGUUUAUUGGUAUUCCUUUUGGUUUUUUUGGAAAAGAUCCGGAAACCAAACGAUGGGGAAGAAGAUGUAUUUUUAAUUCAGUUAUUGUUAGCCUUGUACUUGUUUAUCUCAUUGUUGCUUCUAACAAAAGUUUUGCAAAGUGA